This is a messenger RNA of Siniperca chuatsi (mandarin fish), 5082 nucleotides long. RefSeq names its product TBC1 domain family, member 32 (gene tbc1d32). The record is from RefSeq and is a predicted model, not a curated record. The transcript has 34 exons. Gene Ontology annotation, biological process: non-motile cilium assembly. NCBI's taxonomy places the organism in Eukaryota, Metazoa, Chordata, Actinopteri, Centrarchiformes, Sinipercidae. The coding region runs from base 148 to 4047 and encodes 1299 amino acids.
UUCAGACGCUUAAGGAAGGCAGAGUGUAGUUUCCGCGGACAUCCCACAAUGCACCGCAGUUCACGCUAAGUGGACGUUUCCAUAGAGACGCUCCCGAAAUGCUACCUGGAUGAAAAGCUUGGACAAAUCCAAAAACAAGCUGUAGAGAUGUCUCAGCUGUCAGCUGAUGAUGAGGUGGAGUUGCAGUCCCUGCUCAAGCAGCUUCUGAGCAGCAUCAACGACAGGAUCUCUGGUGCUUCGUCGACCGAAUGUGCUGAAGAGAUCCUUCUUCACUUGGAGGAGACUGACAAGAACUUCCACAAUUAUGAGUUUGUCAAGUACCUCCGUCAGUACGUGGAGAGUUCACUGGGGACUGUGGUGGAGGAAGAGACCAAGAACCUGACCAGAGGAGAUGGACAACAUGCAAUAGGCUCAGGUCACGACACCUUGAUCCACGCUGUCACUCAAAGGACCAGAGACUCAGCUGAGUACCAGCAGAUGAUGCAGACCUUAAAAAACACCAUGAUCAUGGUGGUGGAGUCUUUAAUCAACAAAUUUGAGGAGGACCAGAUGAGGAAGGAUGAGAUGCACAGAGAGAAGCAGCACAGUCAGUCCAACAGCCAGUACACUGACAACUGCUCUGACAGCGACUCUUCCUUCAACCAGAGUUAUGCAUUCAUCAGACAAGAGCAGCUGCAAGCUUUGGCUGAAAAACUUGACUCCAGCAGACCCAAAGAGGUGCGUUGGGAGGCUCUUCAGGCCCUCUGCUGUGCUCCUCCAUCUGAUGUGCUGAGCUGUGAGAGCUGGAGCAGCCUGCGCAGGAACCUCUGUGCAGCUCUGACCGACCCCGACCUCAGCGAUAAUGUACUGCAGUUUUUUGCUAAAGGCUUCUCCUCCUCUCCACUGAAUGUGACACGAGAGAUCUACACCAGCUUGGCUAAAAGUGUGGAGUCAAGUUUUAGGGCUCACAAGCUAAGCUUUCCAAGUGGCUCAGCUGCCAUUGACAUCAACAGACCUGAGAUCAAUCGUCUUCUCAAACAGAUUCGAUUAAUGAAUGACUUUCAAAAGGAGGUGACAACCUUUUGGAUCCGCCAUCCUGAGAAAUAUAUGGAGGAAGUUAUAGAGAGCACCUUCUCCCUGCUGUCCUUCCAUCAUGAACAUGGCAUAGCCUCACCAGGGACAGAGAAAGCCCUGGAAUCCAUUCACCUACUGGCCUUACUGGAUAUUAAAGCAACCUGGUUUAAAAAGUGGAUGCACGGAUACUACAGUAGGACUGUUGUUCUAAGACUCCUGCAGAGAAAAUACAAGUCUCUGAUUGUAGCAGCCCUUCAGCAGUGUAUCCAUUACAGUGAAUGCUGUGAAUGUUUCAAUGAGACAACCCAGUCAGCUGAGCAACAGACCACUGGUUCAGCCCAAAGGAGUGUUUAUAUAGGAAAAGAGCUUGAAUAUGCCUUCUUUGUCCACUCGCUCUGUGUCUUGGGAAAACUCCUCAUCUACACCAAUGGGAGAAAGCUCUUUCCCAUCAAAGUGAGGAAAUGCAAAGAUCCAGUAACCCUGACAGACCUGGUUGUUAUCCUGAUUACCAUCAUGUACCAACACCCCAAACUUCCACACAGCGACGCCUCACACACAGACUCCCUGUCGCCCAGCGGGCUGGCGAUGGAGGUGCUGUGGAUGCUGUGUGAGAGGACAGAGUGUGCUGCAGAGUGUCUCUACCAGACCCCUGUAAUAGAGACACUGCUGGCUCCUGUUAUAGCUCUGCUUAAUGGACAGCAGGCCAAAUUAAAAUCUCCUGCAGCUACACUGACUCUCAUUGCUGAUGUUCUGGCUCGCAUCGCAAACACUGACAGAGGAUUAGCUCUCUUCUUAUACGAGAAGAAUCUAGUUGUAGCCCACAGUGAGAGAACCUUUGCUGCUCAUGUCAUUGUACAGUUCACCCUCAGGCUUCUGGAUAAGGAGCUGUCAUUGCUAAGUGAAUCCGACAUGUCCCAUACAUUAUGUGGGGCCUUUAUUUUUGUCUGUAGGCAGAUAUACAACACCUGUGAGGGUUUACAGGUCCUCCGACCCUACGGCCUACACAAGGCUGUAGCUGCAGCAUGGAAAAAGACCAGUUCCUUCACAGAAAGGAUUCCAACCCCGGUACCUGGAGCCGCUGCUGGAACAUCCACACAUGAGCUGCAGAACAUGCUCAUCUGGGAGGAGACGCUGUUGGACAGCCUGCUGAACUUUGCUGCAACUCCUAAAGGCCUGCUGCUGCUCCAGCAGACAGGAGCCAUCAAUGAGUGUGUCUCUUACAUGUUCUCUCGCUUUACUAAAAAACUACAGGUGAGCCGCUGUGAGAAGUUUGGAUACGGGGUAAUGGUGACACAGGUGGCAGCAACUGCUCCAGGGGUGGUGGCUUUGCAUAGUUCAGGUUUUGUCCGGGCACUGGUGGUAGAGCUGUGGUCUGUUCUUGAGUGUGGCAGUGAAGAUAUCAAGGUGGUCCGUCCCAAGCCCACACCCAUGGACCCCAUAGACAGGAGCUGCCUCAAGUCCUUCCUAUCAUUGGUCAACCUGCUCUCCUCCUCCCAAUCGGUGUGGGAGCUGCUGGGCCGGCAGCCUCUAGCCAACAAGAGUGAAUACACCCUGAGAGAGACGCCAACCUCCAUUCCUGAUUUGAUUGACAGGCUGAUUGCUGUGAAUUCAGAUGCGAAGAUUAAUUCCCUGUUCCACUAUGAACAGUCUCACACAUUCGGCCUGAGACUGCUCAGUGUUCUCUGCUGUAAUCUGGACUCGUUUCUGCUGCUGGAGAGCCAGUACAACAUCUGCUCCAUGCUGCUGCAGAGUCAGAGGGAGAACGUCACUGAGCUGGACACCAAUGAGGGGGAGUUCAUCAUAGACAGUCUAUCAGUGGAGAGGAGUCACGUGCUGGUUCGUGUUAACGUGGUGGGAGGUCCGUCUGAGAGGAAGCUUCCUCCUCGAGCACUGCAAGAGGGAGGAGAUCCUUACCCUUGGCCCAUGUUUUCAAGCUACCCUCUACCUCACUGCUAUACUUUAGACCCACCAAAGAUCCACCAUAACUCACAGGACUCUGAGAUCAGUGCAUUUCUGGAAUCAUCUAAAGACUCAAAGAAUGAGGAGGGCUGGAUGGAGAUCUGCCGGAAACAGUACUCCAAAGUCAUGACCUCCAAACCCGACAUUUUAACUGGAAAGGUGCUGGCUGACCUUCUGGAGAAGGUUGUGGCCCAUCUAUCCAACUCUGCCACCGAGUGCUUCUUCUCUCUGGCUCAGUACAAAGCAGAGGAGAAGAGUGUGAAGAGUGCAGUAUUAUCAUCUGUGGAGCAGCUGGGAAUCAACAACUGUCUCCGGUACGGCAGCUACCUCAAGCUACUGAAAGAAGAUGCUGUGAACGACCUGACGCUGCUAAUGAAGCACAUUAAGAUCUUCUUGGUCACACAGAGAGUUAAAACUGCUUCAGAGCUCAUCACUCAGCAGGGUGGUUAUCCAGGCCACGACUGGCUGGCCUCCACGGUGUUCCUCAUCAUGGCUGGAGACAUGGACCGGUCUCUAACUUUGUUACUCAACCUGUCCUCUCUGCUUACCUCUGCUUUCAUCUGGCCAGCGAGGAUACAUGCCUCUAUCCAUGUUCCCGUGGGAGUAGCUGAAUCGGGAAUCCCUCCUGUUUACUGGUGUACAGCUCACUAUGUGGAGAUGCUGCUGAAAGCUGAAGUUCCUCUGGUCCACUCCGCCUUCAGGAUGUCUGGUUUCACCCCAUCCCAGAUGUGCCUCCACUGGCUGACUCAGUGUUUCUGGAACUAUCUGGACUGGAUAGAAAUCUGCCACUACAUCUCCACCUGUGUGGUGAUGGGUCCUGACUACCAGGUUUACAUGUGUAUGGCCAUAUUCAAACAUCUGCAGCCAGACAUCCUGCAGCGUACACAGUCCCAGGAGCUGCAGGUCUUCCUCAAGGAGGAGCCAAUCCAGGGCUUCAAGGUCAGCAACUACCUGGAGUUCAUGGAGGGACUGGAGCGCAGCUACAGAAACAUUGUUCUCACCGACAUGAAAACCAUCUGUAACCCUGUCGAGUAAGAACAUGUUGAACCUUUCUGUGUUACACAAGUUACAACAAAGUUUUUAAAGUGAUUGUUGGACCAUUUUUAAUCUGCCUUGAAAUCAUUACAGCUUGGCUAAGAUUCAGUAAGUACCUGUAUGUAUCUCCUGGUGUAACAUAGCAUUUCUCCUACAAGCCCACUGUGGACUUGUAUAUUGUCAUCAUAUCACUACACUAAUCUGGAGAGAAUUGAACCUCAUAACUCAUGUUUUUCCAUGAAAUUAAAGAAUAAGGAUGGCGAUAUUCCAUAUUAUAAGUAUUUCUUUUGUAUCCAGAGCCUGAGACAUCUUAUUCCUCUGUGCUAUAGAGCUCCAUUGUAGACCAAAACUAUUAAAAGCACUACAAUGAGCUACUCUGUUGCACUGGGUGACAUAUUCUUUCACUACCAUGAACACACACACACACCGCCCUGCAGCUGUAAAUACUCAGUAGUGCACCAAAUUGUAUUAAUCUGGAGCUGAAAAUAGUCCAACAGGAGUAAAUAGUGUGACGUUUCUAAAUACUAAAGUUCCCGUCUGUUAACUUUUUUUAUUACCGUACCUUAUAUUCUUGACCCGUUUUUAAAGAUCUAUAUCCUUGAAAGGAUAAAAAUGGGCUUGUGGCUGAGGGAUGAGGCUUUGGAAGUCGGAUCUUGAGGAGAAGGACUGACUGGUUUUGGUCUUUUCAUGGGAUUUGCUGACGAUAAGAAAAAUACAGAAUACCGCCAGGCUUAUCCUUUAAUGCAGGUUAAAGGUUACAUAAUUUUUUGCUACAACACAAAAGAUUACCAAAUUAAUCUAAUAAUUCAACAUCACAAUUAUCCUGCAUGUUGCACCUGUAAGAAGUUGUACAUUACUGUAUGUGAUGUAAAUACUGUAUGUGGUGAUUAUGAACAGCUGUUGUUGGAAAAUCUAAUAAUCAAAUGUUUAAUUUCUGUAUUUAUUUUUUUCCUACAAUGUAAAUAUCUCAGAUCUUUUGUAUGUGUUCAACAAGAUGUUCUUGUUCUAAGAAUUAAAAGAAGCACUGAGUUACAA